Molecule: messenger RNA, 1437 nt
Organism: Hirsutella rhossiliensis
Lineage: Eukaryota; Fungi; Ascomycota; Sordariomycetes; Hypocreales; Ophiocordycipitaceae
Product: Aminoglycoside phosphotransferase
Exons: 4
Coding region: 1-1437 (478 amino acids)
Source: RefSeq, a predicted model, not a curated record
AUGCCGCCAUGCGCGUCGCUUCCUCUAUUGGCCGGCAGAAUCACCCUGUCGGAAGCCCUCGACGCUGAAGAUGACAUCCUGGAGAAGCUGUCGUACCCCGAGAAGCGGCUGGACUUUUGCAGCCAUCUCCACGCCCAUGCCGACGAGAUUGAAACCAUUGUAUCGCACCAUCUCCACGUCUCCAGGGACUCGUGCCGGGCGCCGUGGGUCGACGAAUGGGUCCACGGUAGCUUCAAUAUUGGUGAAUCGACCCAUCCGGGUAACGCCGAUGAGAAACUCCGCUGCGAGGUUGCCACGUACGCCUGGAUCCAAGCCCACUGCCCAUGGGUCCCAAUACCCCGUCUCUGGGGGUUCGGCUUCCCCGGUGGCCCAAUUUUUACAGCCCUCGAUCGAGCGCCUCUUGUUUCGCAACUCGGAUGGUACAUACGACGGUCGUUGCUUUGGAUGCUAGGCAGGCCUUGUCCUUCCGGCUAUGUGACUUGUCCGCGUCGCCUCAACCUGUCGUCGGGUUACUUGGUGGUGGAUUUUGUGCAGCAUGGGCGCAUGCUUUCCGAGACUUGGGAUGCUCUGCGCCAAGACGACAACAGACGCAAGACCAUCCAUCGAGACAUAUCUCGCAUCAUGCUUGAGCUGGCCCGCGUUCCCUUCCCUCGGAUUGGGUCCCUGACCAUGGACAACCACGCUGUCGUUUCCCUGACAAACCGACCACUGACGCUCAAUCUCCACCAGCUCGAAAACGAGGGACUGCAGACAAACAUUGCCCGGGACCUGACCUACGCCACGGCCGACACUUACCUGCUGGAUCUGUUGGCCUGCCAUGACCAUCGAAUCCGUCAUCUGCCCAACGCCAUUCUCGACUACGCCGAUGGACAGUCGCAGCUCUCCGCCUUGACAAUUAUGCGUGCGCUCCUGCCACACUUUACCGAUCGCGAGCUACGGCAUGGGCCCUUUGUCCUCAUGCUCACGGACCUGCACCCGAGCAAUAGGGCCUGCUCCCGACCGGUCGAGAUGCUGCUUCCGCCGCACUGGCUGACGGGCCGGGCCAUUGACCAAAUCACGGGCGAGCAUCUGGUCGCGUAUGGGCAACGACUCGACGAGUUUGUUUCCGUGUUUGAGGAGGAGGAGAAGACGACGGCGGCCCGCGAUACAGGUAGCGUCGUCGCCUACGCGGAUGCGAUGCGGACUGCAUGGGAGACGGGGCGCUUUUGGUACAUGAGCGCCGUAGAGGCCUCGACCGGGCUCUACAACCUGUUCCUGCAGCAUAUCCAGCCCAUCUACGGAGAUGCGGCCACGGAGCCCUGGAAAGAGUUUGAGCGGCUGGUGGCGCCCUACUGGGCCCCCGGGUCGUCCGAGUUGAUCUCCCGAAAGGUGCACGAGAGGGAACGCUACCUGGAGCAGAUACGCGAGGCCUUUGGACGGGGGGCGAGCGAGGGUUGA